AUGUAUUUCUCCAAGAACAAAGUGACAUCAAUAAUACCAUCAAGAAUCAGAUCUGAUACAACUGAUCAAAUUAUAUCAGACCAAAAUGAAUCACGUUCGAGUUCUGUUCAUAGAGGAUCGUCACAUCAUAUUGUUAAUGUUUUGACAGAUAGACAGACGACAAUCACUAGAAAAGUCAACUGUUGUCGACGAUGUUGUACAAAAAAAAAUCUAAAAGAACAAGCUUUAUUAAUAGCAACAAUUGCUGCUGUUAUACUUGGUAUUAUUAUCGGAGUUGCUCUUCGAAGUCUUAAAUGUUCUACAGACGAUCGCAUUGAUGGAUGUCGUAUUACCAAAGAAGAUAUAAUUCACAUCGAUUUUCCCGGCCAAAUCUUUGUCAAUAUACUUAAAAUGCUUAUACUUCCAUUAAUUGUUUCAAGUAUUAUUUCAUCAUUAGCUCAACUUGAUGCACAAUCUGCAGGAAAAAUGGGUGUUCGAGCAAUUAUAUAUUAUUUAGCAACAACAUUGAUUGCAGCUAUUGUUGGUAUUAUUCUUGUUUUAACUAUACGACCGGGAUUACGUGUUGGUACAGUACAAAUUAAACCUGAUUCGAAAGCAGCUGAAGGUCGAACAGUUGAUACAGUAUUAGAUUUAUUCAGAAAUCUAUUUCCUGAUAAUAUUAUGGAAGCCGCAUUUCGUUCAUUUGCUACUGAUCUUAAAGUUAAUAGAACAGUAAUUGCUGGUCCUAAUGGAACAAGUUAUAACAAAACUAUUUACAAGGCAACAGUAGUCAAACGUGAUAAUAUUAAUGUACUUGGUUUACUUCUUUUUUGUAUAGUAUUCGGUAUACUUAUUAGUCGUUUAAAACAAAAAGCAAUUAUAUUAAAACAUUUUUUUGAAGCAAUGCUUGAAGUUGUUAUGCAACUUGUACGUAUUGCUAUGUUAUAUAGUCCUAUUGGUAUUUUUUUCCUUAUUGUUGCAAAAAUACUUGACAUGGAUGAUCUUCGAGAUUUUCUUGGUUCAUUAGGUCUUUAUAUGGCGACAGUUUUAGUUGGUUUAUUUAUACAUGGUUUUAUUAUUUUACCUCUAAUUCUUUUUAUUAUUACACGUAUAAACAGUUUUAAAUAUAUACGUGGAAUGAGUCAAGCAUUAGUAACAGCUUUUGGAACGGCUAGUUCAUCAGCAACAUUACCUGUAACGUUUCGAUGUGUUGAAGAAAAAAAUCAUAUUGAUCCAAGAAUUUCACGUUUUGUCUUACCUGUUGGAGCAACAGUAAAUAUGGAUGGAACAGCAUUAUAUGAAGCAGUAGCAGCUAUUUAUAUUGCUCAACUUAGGGGAAUUCCAUUAGAUGCUGUGAAAAUUAUUGUAACGAGUUUGACAGCAACGUUAGCAUCGAUUGGUGCUGCAAGUAUACCCCAAGCUGGUCUUGUUACUAUGGUUAUUGUUCUCAAUGCACUUGGCUUACCAGCUGAAGACGUUAGAAUUAUCUAUGCUGUUGAUUGGCUUCUCGACCGAUUUCGUACUGCAAUCAAUGUAUUUGGUGAUUCGAUUGGUUGUGCUGUUGUACAACAUUUAUCACGUAAAGAACUUAAUGCACCUGUAAAUCAAGAAACUACAACUGCAGUUGCUAAUAUAAAUGAUCCAGAUACUGUUCGACGAAUGUUACUAUCUGCAAAUACAGAACAUGAUACAGGGACACCUAAUGGCACUGUUAUAUACCCACCAAAUAAUUUACUAUCUACUACUCAUGAUAAUCCAGCGUUUACAAAUUCAUCAGAAAUAAAUAAUGAUGAUCAAGCUAAUAAUAUAUAUAAGACAAAUUUCUAG
Messenger RNA from Rotaria sp. Silwood1, 1806 nucleotides. Lineage: Eukaryota; Metazoa; Rotifera; Eurotatoria; Philodinida; Philodinidae. The record is from the annotation of a GenBank genome assembly.